Molecule: messenger RNA, 3200 nt
Organism: Gigantopelta aegis
Lineage: Eukaryota; Metazoa; Mollusca; Gastropoda; Neomphalida; Peltospiridae
Product: selenoprotein M-like
Exons: 4
Cellular component (GO): endoplasmic reticulum lumen
Molecular function (GO): oxidoreductase activity
Source: RefSeq, a predicted model, not a curated record
AUGGCUGCGCCCAGGGUAGUGUGGACGUGUUUAGUUAUUUUAGCCUUAGCGUUUGCUGAUGAUCCUGAUGCACCAUCAGAUGCAAACGACUCCGUUGGAGAUAAAGUAGUUAUGAAAGCAAUAGUUGAAAGCUGCAGUGGAUGACGUUUGAACAGACUGCCAGAGGUUAAGAGAUUCAUUUAUAAUGAGCUCCCUCUGUUCCAUAAUGUAGAAUUCAAGGCAAAACAUGGUGCUCCUCCUGACUUUGUGACUCUAGAUGCAGAUGGUCAGGUAGUUGAGCGCAUUGAUAUGACGAAAUUAAAUCAAGAGGGAUGUAGAAAACUAAUUCUAAAGAAAGGUUUUUAUAAAAUGUUGGCUGCCGAUGGCACUGUUCCAGAAGAAUUUAAAAAUGGACCAUAUACAGAGAGAACUGAUGAAGAAGUGGAAAAAAUAAUUGAAGAAAUGAAGAAGGCAGAGGAAGAGAGAAGAAGCACGGAAGAAGCAAGAAUAGAAUUAUAGUACUUAACAAUUGUACUGGGAUUCUGUGGUUUGUUUUUACAAGACAUUGUAGGGGCGUGCGCAGGAAAUUUUGCAGGGGGGGGGGGCGUCGAGGUGUCUGGCAAAGGUCCACACUGCGAGCGCCGCAGGCGCGAAGCCCGUGGAUUUUGAAUUAUCGACCCCCUUCUAGGGCUAUUCUGAGGUGGUUUCUGCUGGCUAGCCGAGCUGCUUUAUGACCACAUUUUUUUGGAAAGAAAUUACAUUAAAAAUCAGGAUGUGAAAUUUGUUUUCGCCUUGAGCGGGGGGGGGGGGGGGCGCAACCCCCACCCCCCCUGCGCACGCGCCUGCAUUGGUAACUUUAUCUCAAUUAGCUAUGAUUUUAAAAAAGUUAUUUACCUGACAAGGUACAUUUUUGUACACAAUCUUUUCUUUCUUUCCUUGCAUGUCAAUAAAGCGUAUCUGUAAACAUGCUGCUUAAGUGGUGGAUGGGUAUAGCAAACAAAACUUUUUUAAUAUAGCUUGACAUCAUUUUGAUGUUAUAAUUAUUAAAAGACAAAGCCUGUUAUUUUUUCAGGGAAAAGGGACAUAUUUAUUUUAAAAUAAUUUAUUUAAUGUAUAUAAUUAAAACUGAAUUUUCUUUUUCCCAAGUGUUAUUAUGAUUUACAGAAUUGUUUUCAGAUUAGCCCUGAGUAAAAGACUAUACUAGUAACUUGAAAGGUAAAGUACUACACUGCAUAAUGUUAGGGUCAGACUGUCAACUGUUAUGACCAAGUUGGACAACUCAACGGUUGCAUUGUAAUUUCCCCAACUUACAACAGAUGUGCACAGAUUAACAAUUAAUGGGUUUUAUGAUGAGAAUCGAGUUGUAAGAGCACUCAGACUAGCAACUGGACUGUCGUAGACAUCAUGACAGCAGAAGUUGGCCAACUUUCUGGUGGCAGUUGGUAGUCUGACACUAGCAUUAUUAACCUGGUUUAAAUGCAGUUUAAAUGAUUAUGUGCAAUUAACGGAUAUGCAUUUGAAUGAAACCCACUGAACAUUUUAAGUAACUGACUAAAAAAUAUAGCUUAAAACAAAUUAUAAACAGUUGCUUGACUUGGCCCUAAAACAUACACCAGUCAAUACUUACAAUUAUUAAUAUGUAUUUUUAAAAAUCUAUGUAGCAUUUUCUCAGACCUAGCCAUGACAAAAUUGAGGGGAGUGAUUAAUUUCUCCCUUUUAAGAUAUUUAAGUUAUUACCCUAUUUAUACCGUAUAAAUUCACAUACUAAAGGGAGCUAAACAUUAUUCUCCUUGAAUUAGUUUUAGGGAGUGAUGAGGAGCAAGAGUGAUAGGUCCUCCUAAAUUUAAUUUCUUUUUCUCCAUUUCCCUUUUUUUUUAAACAAAUAAAACUGAGGAGGCCUUUAAGAUGUUUUUACAUGUAGUUAAAUAAGUACUAUGUAUUUUACGUAUUGUUACUCUGUGUAUGGUAUCAUUUUAAGGGGUUUUGUAUUUCAGAGUUGUCUUGAUUUAUACAGUUCAGUUCUAUGUACAGUUCAUAAUAAUUUUUAACAUGUUAAAAUCCUUGAAGUUUUACAUUUCAAUUUCAAGAACAGUUAAUUUAGUACUUAAGUCUUGUUAUAUUUUAUUAGUGUUGUGCAUUUUCUACUGUUCAUUGUAACAUUACUGUAACCCUUUGAAAUCACACAAAGUUAAUAAAAUAACAAUUCACAUAGUUACUUGCAUGGAUCUGAAUAUUAAAAUAACAGCCAGACUUUAACUUGUUAAAUUUAUGAUUGACCUGACAAAAAGAUGUCAUACUCAGCCCUCUACAUUAACUUUUCUAUCUAGGAGCCACAUGGCGCCUACCUCUAUUUUUAUAUAGAUAGUAUGAAAUGUUUUAGUCACCAAAUGAAAAAAAAUGGUUGCAUAUGUGACCAAAUCGUUUGCUAUGUAGAGGGCUGAUACUGUGUGUAUAUCUUUUAAAUGCAUUAGGCCAAAAAAAAAAAAAUGUUUGUUUCCUGUCGCCCGACCGACCCUGAAUUUUUUUUUUUGCUGCUGGGGUGGGGUGGAGUGGGGGGAAGCGCACAGAGAAGUUGUGGUCGCUGAUCGACAAAGCAGACGACAGAAGUACUCAAGUAGGAUAACUCUUACACGUCAGUGUGUGUGUUAAAUGGAAGUUGAGGGGUGUGUGUGCGUGGAGUGGGGGUGGGGGGCAGCAGCGAUGGUUUUUAUACACCCCCACCCCACUUUUUGGCACCUUCUUUCGCCGUGCCCUGGACCCAAUCACUGGCGUUGUUAGAGACUGGACCCAGACUAGACAUGCCUGGACAUUGAAUAGAUAUUAGCAUAACUAAUUUGUUCGAAAUUGGAAUCAUUAACACAUGCUCUUAUUAGGUACCACGGUAAUUGGCGACACACGAGAUCGCAUGACAAUACGGUAACGUGUGUGGCAAUUAAAUGGCUUUUAUUACAAACUGUUAAAUACUGUAGGCCUAUAGAGGAAAAUAUAUCGUAUUAUCGUAACUCCAGUCAUCUCAUACAUUGUAGGUUUGUUUUCCAAAAAACAACAAAACAAUCAAAGAUUUCUCGAUACCACAUGCACAGACUAAAAGUCAUGGCGUUUUUUUCCGCAUGCAAAGGUGAAGGUCAUUUGAAGAAGACGUGGUACAAUUUUCGUUGUUGGCUAGUGCAUAGGCCUAGUACCCAGAAUUUGUUAAUAUACACGGGUGUAGCCUGUAAGAA